AUGCUCACUCUUCUCGGUGCCGUCAGCUACUUCCUUGGUAGACCUAGCGUUACCGAAGUCCCUCGUGAUUCUGUGUGGUGUGAAAUCUUCCCUCCCCCUACGGAAAAGCUAGAGGAACCCCAGACGCGCAGUGAAGCCUUCUGUGCUGUUAUACUGGGGGGAGAGGAAGGUCGUCCCGAACGGCUACUCUUACAUGAGAUUGAAUACAAUGAGAAGGCCGAACCGGUUACCCGCAGUACUAAGAACUGUAUAGUAACUCAAGAGGGUCUCGAUCGCGAUUGCUUACCAGACUCUGUGAAAAGAGGAAAAGAAAACAAGCUCAAUUUCGAAUUCAAACAGGGCAGCACUCCGGACGAAAGUAGAGAAAUUGUGGUAGGAAAGAAGACAUAUAUUCUCAAGUUGCUGAGACCGUUGAACGACGAGGAGCAGCCGUGGGAUGAGCGUCAGGGACGUAUGACUCACAUCCCUCUGGUCUACUCGAGUACCGAGCCCGCCAUCUCCCUGUUCAAGCCUGAGCGUCAAGAUAAGUGGUAUUCCAAAACUGAUG
Molecule: messenger RNA, 547 nt
Organism: Perkinsus marinus ATCC 50983
Lineage: Eukaryota; Perkinsozoa; Perkinsida; Perkinsidae
Exons: 1
Source: RefSeq, a predicted model, not a curated record